AAACCAAACCUAUCAUCUUUUGUGUAAAGUAACCUUAAAAUUUAAAUUAUUUCUGUAAUGACGUAUUCAAAAUUCCUAGAAUUCCUCUCCAGUUUCAAUCUGAACACUUCAAAUCUCAGCAAAUCCUCUAUUUCCCCGAGCAGUUUUAGUGCAAAAUACAUACAUACAAAUCUUCAAAUUUGCAGGAAAAUAUUCUCUUCACGAUUGAUAACCAAGAAUGCAGAAAGAUUACACAUAUACAGAGAUCCUUUUAGCCUCUUCCAUUGGAUUAGUACUCGCUGCAGCGAUGCAUUAUCGGCUAAAGAAAAUAAGGGAUCAAAGAAUCGUACCUCGGAUAAAAGUUUCAGAUAAUGGCCAGGUUGUGAAACUUGAACGGUUCUCCCAUUAUGUAGCCAGACAAAUGGGAUUCGGUGAUAGAAGAGAAUGUCCAAACCUGUGCAAAUUAGCUUUUGAUUAUAUUAGAAAAGCUGAUGGAUGUGAAGAAGACAUAUAUGCUUUCUUUGCUGGUGAUCCGGACGCUGAUUCUCUCUUUAUAAAGUUGGUAGAAGAGUUAGAGAGAUGUAUUCUUAGUUACUUUGCAUUCCAUUGGAAACAUGCUUCUCAUAUGAUCAGUCAGGUGCUGAGUGCUGAAUCUGAGCCCAAAAAGAAGCUUAAGCACAUUGUAAUGGCAGCAACUAGAGAGCAGAGAUUUGAAAGGGUGACAAAGAAUCUGAAGGUGGCAAGAGUUUUUACAACCUUAGUAGAGGAGAUGAAAGCUAUUGGACUUGUAUCUCUUGACGAUUCACAGUGCACAGAUGUUAUGGUUCCCAUGGCUCAUAAAGACAGAAGCCCUGUUCUCCUCUUCAUGGGUGGUGGGAUGGGGGCUGGCAAGAGUACUGUGCUUAAAGACAUUCUCAAAGAACCAUUCUGGGCAGGAGCAUCUGGAAAUGCAGUGGUGAUAGAAGCAGAUGCAUUCAAAGAGUCAGACGUAAUUUAUAAAGCCCUUUGCUCCAGGGGGCAUCAUGACAUGCUUCAAACUGCUGAACUGGUGCACCAAUCAUCUACAGAUGCAGCAUCAUCCCUCCUUGUAACAGCACUCAAUGAAGGGCGAGAUGUGAUCAUGGAUGGCACACUCUCAUGGGUGCCAUUUGUCGUGCAGACAAUAACCAUGGCCAGGAAUGUUCACCGCCGCAGGUACCGCAUGGGAGAUGGUUACAAAGUGGAUGAAGAUGGAACUAUUACUGAAAAGUACUGGGAACAAAUUGAUGAAGAACAAGAACAGGAUGGAACUAAAAAGAGAAGGCCGUACAGAAUAGAGUUGGUUGGGGUUGUUUGUGAUGCUUAUUUGGCAGUUAUCAGAGGAAUAAGGAGAGCUAUCAUGUGUAGAAGAGCAGUGAGGGUGAAUUCACAGCUGAAAUCGCACAAGAGAUUUGCAGAUGCAUUUACAACAUACUGCCAAUUAGUAGACAAUGCUAGACUCUACUCUACCAAUGCAUUAGAAGGCCCACCUAAGUUAAUAGGAUGGAAAGACAAAGACAAGACUUUGUUGGUUGACCCAGAUGAGAUAAGCUGUUUGAAAAAGGUAGGCAGGUUGAAUGACGCAGCAGAUUCCAUAUUUGAACUCUAUAAACGACCAAAUCCUGCUUUUGAAGCAGGCUCGGUAUGGAAAGACAUAGUUCUGUCGCCUUCAAGGCUGAACAUCCAGAAAGAGCUGAAGUAUUGCAUUCAGAAAGUUGAAAGAUUGAGAGAGUGAUUUGAGAUCAUGACAAUUGCAAUUUCACAUUUCUUCUCGUUUCACAUUAUGCAUGUACAAGAGAGUGUGGAUCUGUAGGAAUUAAAACACGGAAGGGUUUUCUACUGAGAGAUCAAUUAUUUGAGUUUUACUAAACUCUGACUUCACUUUUUGACAUGAAAAAGUUGGGAAGGUAUAAUUU
This is a messenger RNA of Olea europaea var. sylvestris, 1913 nucleotides long. RefSeq lists its product as uncharacterized. The transcript has 9 exons. NCBI's taxonomy places the organism in Eukaryota, Viridiplantae, Streptophyta, Magnoliopsida, Lamiales, Oleaceae. Gene Ontology annotation, molecular function: ATP binding; kinase activity. The record is from RefSeq and is a predicted model, not a curated record. The coding region runs from base 218 to 1732 and encodes 504 amino acids.